Molecule: messenger RNA, 309 nt
Organism: Cicer arietinum (chickpea)
Lineage: Eukaryota; Viridiplantae; Streptophyta; Magnoliopsida; Fabales; Fabaceae
Source: RefSeq, a predicted model, not a curated record
AUGCAGGUAGGGAAUGAGCUUGGAGCUGGUAAACCAUACAAGGCAAAACUCGCAGCCAUGGUUGCAUUAGGAUGUGCUUUCGUAAUGGGCUUCAUCAAUGUGGCAUGGACUGUGGCAUGUGCUUUAUCACUUCUAUAUGUUGUUGUGGUACGUACGGAUUGGGAAGCAGAGGCUUUGAAGGCAGAGAAGCUAACAAGAGGGGUAGAGAUGGGAAAUUGGAAUGGAAGUAAGAAUAAAGACAAAAUGAUACAUGAUGAGGAAAACAAGGGUCUGUUGGUGUAUGGAAAUGGGAACAAAAUUGACAUUUGA